UUUUUUUUUUUUUUUUAUAUGGAUAUGGAAAUCCAGAACCCGAAUACGAUAUAUUCUUUCUUUUUGUUUUUUUUUAAUACAUAAUAUCAUAUUAUAAAAAAAAAUAUGGGUAAAAAGCCAUUUAUUAAUAGAAAAACAGCAAAGCAUUAUCAUGUUGUACACAGAUCUCAAAAGGAUCCACUUAUUAAUGACUCUGAAGCAUCUGAUCGUGUUCUUCAAGAAGUCUUGCCUAGCAAUCAACUAAAGCAUAAAACUCAGGAAGAAAUAGAUCGAGUUAAAGCAAAACCUAAAAAAUUGACACAAGAUGAAAUUGAUCAACGUAUUGGUCAAGCAGCUAUGUAUGGUAUUUUUUUUGAUGAUGGUGAAUAUGAUUAUCUUCAACAUUUAAAACCUAUUGGUGGUUCUACGGAUGCCGUCUUUUUAGAAGCACCCAAGAAAGAAAAACCAAAGACGAUCCAUGAUGCCUUUCUCAAGGAAGAGGAUGAAUAUAGAGAACAGAAAAACUCUAAAUUAAUUCAGCUACCCUCUGAUGUUUUGCCUUCCUCUGUGGAAAUGGCGGUAGGUGUCAUGAAUCAAUCCACUGGUCUUGAUAAUGGACUUCAGCCCGAUAUGGAUCCUCGAUUACGUGAAGUCCUCGAAGCUCUCUCUGAUGAUGAAUUUAUUGAUGAUGAAUUGGGCGAUGAUUUUAUUGAGCAAUUAAAUGCUGAUGGAGAACCCUAUGACCCUGAGGAGGAUGAUGAUUAUUUUGACUCAGAAGUGGAGGAAUAUGAAGAAUAUGAAGAAUAUGAUAAUGAGGAGCAACAACAAGAAGAAGGAGAAGUAAAUGCAGAAAAUUAUGAUUGGGAAGCAGCAUUUAAAAAAUUCAAGUUAAGCCAAAAUCGUAAUGCAGGAUCUGACGAUGAAUCUGAUAAAUUUGAUCGAUAUACAAAACAAACAGGAUACUCGGUAUCAUCUUCAGCUAUGCAUCGUAAUACACAACUUCGUUUAUUAGAUGAUCGAUUUGAAAAGAUUGAAGAAGAAUACAUGGAAGAUGAAGAUGAAAGUGAAGAAAUGAAUGAGGAAGAAAUUCAACAAAGAGAAGACUUUGAGUCUAUUUUAGAUGACUUUUUAGAAAAAUACGAAAUCAUAGGACGAAAGAUGGAACCAAAGAUGGAAGGAGAAAGUUCAGCAGCUAAAUUAGAUAGUUAUCGUCAAGGCUUAAUAAAACCAGAUGUUCAGCAGUUAGAAGAACAGCAUGAACCAUCUAAACCACGCUUGACUCGUGCUUUACUCGAGCCUCGUUUAGAGAGACCUGUACAAAGACAAAAGGAGAGUUGGGAUGUACAGACGAUUAUUUCAACCUAUUCCAAUUUAGAAAAUCAUCCUUCAUUAAUUAGUGAUAAGGGACCAUCAAAGAAAAUUCGUAUCGAUCCCAAGACUGGUAUGCCUAUUUUAGUAGAAGUAGAGCGUAAGCAAAAAAAGAAGCAAGUAGAAGAGGAAGAAAAUAGCGAAGAAGAAGAAGAAGAUGAUGAUGAUGAAAAUAUAUCUGCAGAAAAUAGAGGAGUAGCAAGAUUAAAAGGAGAAACAAAAGAAGAAAAGAAAGCACGAAAACAAGCAGUAAAAGAAGCAAAAAAGGUAAUAAUAAUAAUAAAGAGAGAGUGUGUGUGUGUGUGUUUCUACAAAUAGUAACAAAUUUUAUAAUAUUAGAAUCGUCGAGAAGAAAAGAAAUUAACAAAAUCUGCCUUUAAAAAAGAAGAAAAUCGACAAAAGAAAAUCCUUCAACAACAACGCCAAGCAAAAGGUGCUACACAUAUUCCCUAAUUAUAGAGUAUUUAAUGAUAUCAUGUAUAUAUGUAGUUGUAGGGAAAUAAAUACAUAUAAAGAAAAAAUAAGUCUAUUUUUGUAUGCAUUCGUGUUUAUUAUACAUAAAAGAAUUCUAUCUUUUAAUAUCCCUCCCCCAUAUUAUAUGUUACUAUUUUUUUUUAUUGUGGGCAUAAUGAGUAUUAAAGAAAAGUCUUUCUU
This is a messenger RNA of Cokeromyces recurvatus, 2001 nucleotides long. RefSeq names its product Low temperature viability protein-domain-containing protein. Bases 106 to 1665 code for a protein of 519 amino acids. Gene Ontology annotation, biological process: ribosomal small subunit biogenesis; ribosomal small subunit export from nucleus. The transcript has 4 exons. The record is from RefSeq and is a predicted model, not a curated record. Gene Ontology annotation, cellular component: nucleus; cytosol; preribosome, small subunit precursor. NCBI's taxonomy places the organism in Eukaryota, Fungi, Mucoromycota, Mucoromycetes, Mucorales, Mucoraceae.